UCAUAUAACUUCAAUAUGAUUAAAAUAUUAAAUAACAGAAGUAUAAAAAAUAAAGCAGCGAAAUUUUUAAAAUAUAAUUACAAUGUUAGAUCUUUCGCAACAAAAAAUGAAGUCGUUACAUCAGCAGAUGUUGUUAUUAUCGGUGGUGGGAUAGCUGGAUGCAACACUUUAUAUCAGUUAACAAAACGAGGGGUCAGCGCUGUCCUACUGGAGAGGGCUAAGAUAACUAGUGGCACAACAUGGCAUACGGCAGGUUUGGUUUGGUCUCUCCGACCAUGCGACUUGGAGGUGCGGUUGUUACAGGAUUCAAGAGCAGUAUACAGCGGCUUAGAAAAAGAAACUGGUGACUACGCUGGUUGGAUCAAUAAUGGAGGAUUAUUUAUUUCACGUAGCACGGUCCGGACGCAAGAAUAUAUGAGAUUGCAUACACUCGGCAAAGCAAUGGGAAUACCUAGUCAAGUCUUAGAUCCUAAAGAAGCUCAGAAAUUGUUCCCAUUACUGGAUCCUUCUGUUUUCAAAAUGGCGCUAUACUCGCCAGAAGAUGGCACUAUCGACCCGGCCAUGGCUUGCAGCGCGCUUUUAAAAGCCGCCACUAAUAAUGGCGGGAAGGUGUAUGAAGAAUGUCCAGUAUUAGAUAUACAUUACGCUCACAACAUGCUGGGUAAUAAAGAGGUGACCGCAGUACAUACUGAUAAAGGCAUUAUCAAGACUAAAUGUGUUGUUAAUUGUGGAGGUGCGUGGGGUCCAAGAGUAGCAAGGUUUGCUGGUGUACCAUCGUUACCUAUAGUACCUUUCAAGCAUGCGUACGUGGUGUGUGACGGUACGCCUGAAAUCCGCGGUGCUCCGAAUAUUAGAGACCAUGAUGUUAACUUGUACAUCAAGGUACAAGGGGAGUCAUGUCACGUUGGGGGUUACGAACCGAACCCACAUAUGUUGGAUCAAGUCCCAGAUAAUCUUCAAUUUCAUUUAUAUGACUUAGAUUGGGAUGUAUUCGGUGUGCAUAUGAAUAGUGCGACGACUUUAUGUCCCAAACUAAGUACAAUCGGCGUCAAAAGUACGGUUUGCGGACCGGAAUCGUUCACUCCCGAUCACAAACCACUACUGGGCGAAGAUCCCAACGUCUUUGGAUUGUACCACAACUGCGGAUACAAUUCCGCAGGUAUGAUGUUUUCUGCAGGUUCCGCUAUCCAAAUGGCGGAAUGGAUCGUUACCGGAAGGCCGAAGUACAACAUGUUCACGUUCGACGUGCGUCGCUUCACUCCCGCGCAGUUGUCGCGGCCGCACUGGGUACGUGAGUGCAGCCACGAGUCGUAUGUACGUAACUACAGCGUGGUGUUCCCGCACGACGAGCGGCUGGCGGGCCGGGAUGCCAGCCAUGAUGCUCUGCAUCAGGACCUGGUGGAUGAUGGCGCGGUGAUGCAGGCCCGCGCUGGAUGGGAACGACCCGGCUUCUAUAUGCCCGGGGAGAAGAUCCGAGUGCAGCAGUACGACUGGGGCGGCACACAGGACUAUCCGCGCAAUCUAGACCAGCGCUACGAGCAUAUACUUCAAGGAGAUUACACCUUCGAUUUCUCCAAACAUCAUAAACUCAUCGGUGAAGAGGCACUGUCAUGUCGUAACGCGGCGGCGUUGUUCAACAUGUCGUACUACGGCAAGUUCUACCUGACGGGUCCGGAUGCCCAGCGCACGGCACAUCUCGCCUUCACUGCUGAUCUCACCAAGAAAGACGACAGGGUCGUUUAUUCCUUGCUGCUCAAUGACAAAGGUGGUGUGGAAGCUGAUGUCACCGUGAGCAUUCUCGAUGGCGGCAGCGGGCAGUUGCACGAGCCUAUAUUCAAAGGUCGUGGAUAUUACGUGGUGUCAUCAGGGUUCAGUGCGAACCACACACUCGCUCAUUUACGACGCAUCAUUCAAACACAUAAGCUGAGAGCGACCAUUACUGACGUCACCAAACAACUUUGCAUCCUCAGCGUACAAGGACCUGACAGCCAGAGAAUUCUCCAACGGUAUACUGACGCCGGUCUAUCGAAUGAUGCGUUCCCUGUGAACACUCAUCGUAGUAUCAACGUGUCCAAAGCACCUUUCUCUGCUGAUAACAAACAGUACAAAUGUCGCGCACUUCGUGUUGGCUGGUCUGGGGAACUGGGCUGGGAACUGCACAUGCCUUCAUCACAUGCCAUACAAAUAUACCAAGCACUAAAAACUGCUAAGGGGCUGAGGAAUGCUGGAUGGAGAGCGUUGACUUCUUUAAGUGCUGAGAAAGGUUAUCAUUUAUGGAAUGCCGACUUGAGAUCAGAUGAUAAUCCAAUAGAAGCUAACUUAGGUUUCGCCUGUAGGAAAGACGGUGAAUACAUCGGCAAUGAACAAGUAACGAAAGCAAGAAUAAACGGUGUAGCGAAAAAAUAUGCAUACUUCACACUUGAUGAUAAAGUAGCGUUAUAUGGUCAAGAAGGAAUAUUCAGAAAUGGUGAACCAGUGGGAUACUUGAGGAGAGGCGACUAUGCUUAUUAUCUCGACAAGCCUAUUGGAAUCGGUUAUGUGAGAAAUCAGGGUUCCGAAGUUACGAAAACCUUUUUGAAAGAAGGAAACUAUGAAAUAGAAGUUAUGGGAAAGAAAUAUAAGGCUACACUUCAUUUGAGGUCACCUUUUGAUCCUACUGGCCAAAGAUUACUUGGAAAUUACGGCGAACAAGGCAUGGAUGAAAAUACGCAUGAGCCGCAUGCCGGACAAAACGAGAGAGCAGGCGGUAGUGAAUAGUAUUUUACGUUUUUUUAGAUCUCAAUAAAAACAUUUCAAAUGCU
Papilio machaon (common yellow swallowtail) is the source of this 2801-nucleotide messenger RNA. RefSeq names its product sarcosine dehydrogenase, mitochondrial (gene Sardh). Gene Ontology annotation, cellular component: mitochondrion; mitochondrial matrix; cytoplasm. The transcript is spliced from 16 exons. Lineage: Eukaryota; Metazoa; Arthropoda; Insecta; Lepidoptera; Papilionidae. Gene Ontology annotation, molecular function: sarcosine dehydrogenase activity; protein binding. The record is from RefSeq and is a predicted model, not a curated record. The coding region runs from base 16 to 2757 and encodes 913 amino acids.